Molecule: messenger RNA, 414 nt
Organism: Manihot esculenta (cassava)
Lineage: Eukaryota; Viridiplantae; Streptophyta; Magnoliopsida; Malpighiales; Euphorbiaceae
Exons: 1
Coding region: 1-414 (137 amino acids)
Source: RefSeq, a predicted model, not a curated record
AUGGGUUUCUCAGAGGCAGAGAAAUCAUGCAAAGAUCAUCCAUCUCACAAUAAAAAACAAGGUGUUUGUCCAUCAUGUCUAAGAGAAAGAUUAUCUCAACUUCAUAUGGUUGUUUCCAGGGAAAAAGAAUCAGUAGCAGACAUGGCCGCCGGACCUUAUUCAUCUUCGAACAGCAUAUCCUCAGCUCAUCAUCAUCAUCAUCGUCAUCGUCCUCUACGAAACAUGUCUGAAAAGGGUUUGAUAACUUUCAGGGUGAGUGCAGGAAACGGGUUGAAGAAAAGCAGAUCGGUUGCUUUUGUAUCAAGAAACAGCGUUGCCGGAGAGGUGAAGCAUGGGUCAUCGGAGAAGAUCAAUAAGAAGAAAGGGUUUUGGUCAAAGUUGCUCGAUUUGAAAGGAGGAAAGAUGGCCGUUUAA